AUCACUCACCGGCCACUUUAUUAGGUACACCUGUUCAAUUGCUUGGUAACACAAAUUGCUAAUCAGCCAAUCACAUGGCAGCAACUCAAUGCAUUUAGGCAUCUAUACGUGGUGAAGACGACUUGCUGAAGUGUAAACCGAGCAUCAGAAUGGGGAAGAAAGGGGAUUUAAAUGACUUUAAACGUGGCAUGGUUGUUGGUGCCAGAUGGGCUGGUCUGAGUAUUUCAAAAACUGCUGAUCUACUGGGAUUUCACGCACAACCAUCUCUAGGGUUAACAGAGAAUGGUCUGAAAAAGAUAAAAUAUCCAGUGAGCGGCAGUUGUGUGGAUGACAAUGUCUUGUUGAUGUCAGAGGAGAAUGGGCAGACUGGUUUGAGAUGAUAGAUAGGCAACAGUUACUCAAAUAACCACUUGUUACAACCAAGGUAUGGAGAAUACCAUCUCUGAACGCACAACACGUCAAACCUUGAAGCAGAAGACCACACCGGGUGCCACUCCUGUCAGCUAAGAACAGGAAACUGAGGCUGCAAUUUGCACCAAAAUUGGACAAUAGAAGAUUGGAAAAAACGUUGCCUGGUCUGAUGAGUCUCGAUUUCAGUUGCGACAUUCAGAUGGUAGGAAUUUGGCAUAAACAACAUGAGAGCAAGGAUCCAUCCUGCCUUGUAUCAAUGGUUCAGGCUGCUGCUGCUGGUGGUUUAAUGGUGUGGGGGAUAUUUUCUUGGCACACUUUGGGCCCCUUAGUGCCAAUUGAGCAUUGUUUAAAUGCCACAGCCUACAUGCCACGGCCUAAUGCAGAAAGCUGCUUUUGUAGCAGGGGCAGGGGCCCUCUGGGGCAGUGUAGAGGCAGGAGAUGUAGGGGACCACUAGGGAGGAAGCAGCUGCCCAGCUUUACUAAUGAGGAGAACUGUGUACUGGUUAGCAAAAUUAGCCAGUACUACAGGAGCAUUAUAGGGGCAGGAGCGAGGAAAACAUCACAUACAAGGAAGAAUGUGCUGUGGGGGAGAAUUCUAGAUGCUGUGAAUACGGUUGGUGGGCAUAACCGCAAGGUAGAUGUUGUGAAGCAGCGGUAAGUACCAAUAAACAUUAUAUUUAUACCCAGAGAUAGGGCUGACAGCUGUUCCACACCAAAUACUGAUCAGCCAGUGGGGGAUCAGGUGAGAGAGGUACAGGGAGUCGGGAUCAGACCUCAGAUCUGACACCAUUUCAUACAGCGCCUGUUAUAUUCCCAUAUCGGCCCCCUGAUCAGACUUACAUCCCUGUACCCCAUCACCUUAUGCCAAAAUCAGGGCCUCAUCAGUUAAAUGUCGGUGUCCUUCAAAUAUUUUACUGCACAAGUAGUUGAUGUACUGGACCACCUUACCUCUUGCAAGGUGGUUAAAUACAUAUCUAAAGUCCCGAGCUGAAGACAACUGGUAACUGAUGGGGUUGUGCAACUGCCUUGUUCAAUGGCUAACCGGCUGUUUUGGGCCAGCGGUUCUCUGCAGCUCCCCAGAAGGACUUUUUGUUUUUAAUUCCUUUGCAAGGCUUAAACACACAGAGUUCCACAGAGAGUAGUGCAAAAACUAUGGGCCAGAUCACGAGUGGCAGCUAACAGUUCUGACAGAGAAAAUGUUAGAAGGUAUUUAUCCAGGGGUUGACAAAUCUGUUUAAAAUGUAGGAGCCAGUAGGAAUAUUUAGGAGCCACAGUGAUAUAUCUAAAUUGAUAUAUGGACAAUAACCUAAAAAGUUAGGAGUCAGGAGUAAAAUUCUAGGAGCCAGUGGCUCCCUGGGUUUGUCGAGCCCUGAUUUAUAAUGAUGUGGUAUGUGUUUGAAUGCAGGUUUUUUCAGGUAUAUAUGAAUUUACAUGCAAUUAACUAGUUAGUGACAUUUUAAUUUAUAUUAUAUUUUUUAAUGUCCAAUAGGCCCCGGAUCAAAAUAUAAAAUGAUAAAUAUAGAACAAGCUACGGAUCUGUUGUUCAUUCUUCUCUCUCUGUAUGCAUUUGUAUUAGGACCCUGGGGAGGUCUCCCUAAGGGUGAUGGGGGAAACCAGACUUGAACUCCUCGCCCAGUGUGCUUAAAGGAAUAUGGCUGAACUUCACUGACGAGUCCCACAGAAGUCCGAAACGCUCGUCUGGCAUUGUCAUGUUCCUUGGUCAGAGGAGAAUUCCCUGGUAUUUCUUGUUUGGACUGACCUUACUCGGCAGGAUCAGACCGAUAUACUUCAGAAAAGUCUCUGUGAAAAGCACAACUGGGCUAAAAGAGGCUGCUCCUAGUUAUUUUGACAUCAAGCGCAUAGUCAAGCGAAAACUCUCCAGGGCCAUAGACCAAACCAGAGGGACCGGCAGGAACCUUUUUGAAGUGGCUGAGCUGACCUCAUAUGAGGAGGAGCUUCUGCAGCUUCUGGGGAUGGAUAACAUACUUGGGGUAGGAGGGAGCCUUGAGAUUGGGGGAAGCGUUGACACAGAUGCACCAUCAUCCUUGUGGAGCCAUGUCAUUAUACCCUGUAAUGUACCACCUGCAGAACCAGAGCAUCGGGGGUCUCCGGCUACGGUACCAGCUCAACCACAGGUCAAGAGAGAAGAGGAAGGUUAUCUAGAGCCUGUGAACCGGGACAGGAGCUUUCCUUCUUUAAUAUCAGAACCAGAGCACGGGGUGCCUCCUGCUACGGUUCCAGCUCAACCACAGAUCAAGAAAGAAGAUCUUGUCCGUUAUCUAGAGCCUGUGACCCUAGAUAGGAACUUUCCUUCUUUAAUAUCAGCUUCUGAACAUCAGACAGUGGAAGAAACAACCAUGGUGACAGUAGGGGACCCUGAGCAUCCAACGUCUGAGGCUCCUGCUGAUCUACACUUCCCAUCUUCUACCUCCUCUGAUUUCCACUCUGUUGUCAGCAACAUCAAUUAUGACCCGACCAAUCGCAUGACGUUCCUGGAAGAUAAUAUUUUAUCUCUUAUGGCAUCACAGCACGAGCAGCAGAUGCGGGUACUAGAAAACUUGUGUAGUAAUGUACAGACACUGUGUUCUCAUGUACAGAACAUUUCUACAACCCUAGAGAGAACUUAUGGGGAUCUGCACUCGUUCUUAGAGUCCUGCAGGAGUUCGCAUCGAUAAAUCAAAACUUUUUUAACAGCUCAACUGGGCGUAGAUUUAAGGAAUCGGGGACCGUAAAUCACUGGAUCCUUUAUGGUCCCCCUGCCAGGGAAGACGCACAGAAUGACAGGUUAGAACAAAAACCCUCCAAAUACAAAGGUUUCAAAGAGAAAUCUAGUUCCUAACCUCCUGUACUACUGACGUUCUUUCACCUCUCUUGCUUGGAAGUCUCACUCUGCCCGGCCUUACUAAAUCUGCCUUAAUAAGGUUGAGAAUAAAUUUAGUUAGAACAUA
Messenger RNA from Bombina bombina (fire-bellied toad), 3359 nucleotides. RefSeq lists its product as uncharacterized. The record is from RefSeq and is a predicted model, not a curated record. The transcript is spliced from 5 exons. The coding region runs from base 2121 to 3086 and encodes 321 amino acids. NCBI's taxonomy places the organism in Eukaryota, Metazoa, Chordata, Amphibia, Anura, Bombinatoridae. Gene Ontology annotation, biological process: regulation of transcription by RNA polymerase II. Gene Ontology annotation, molecular function: RNA polymerase II cis-regulatory region sequence-specific DNA binding; DNA-binding transcription factor activity, RNA polymerase II-specific. Gene Ontology annotation, cellular component: nucleus.